CAUUUUGGCAGGUAAGAAAAACCAUAUCAACACUUGACUUCCCACUCCUGGUCCCUUCCUCGAUCGUGACAAGAGUUUGAUCGGACGUCAAGUACCAUAUUUUUGAGUUUGUCUGGCUUCUGCUGGAACGAUAUCAUCGCCCAAGAUGCUCAAGAUAUUCCUCUCCGUUUUCAUCCUGUUACGACUCUUCGCCAUGGCCAGUGCACAAGCAUCAAUGGAGCAGCUCGAGGAGCUGCUGGCAGCUCUUCCUCAUUGCGCGGCUAUCUGCGCUGAGACCAUUGUUCCUACUUCAACAUGUGCUCUGACCGAUCUUACGUGCAUCUGCGAAGAUACCGCCAUGUUGGCCCAAGUAUCUUCAUGUACUCAGGCCAACUGCACGAUCGUUGAAUCACUGACUGCUCAGAACAUCACUUUAUCCACCUGUGGUGUCACGCCGCACAAUGACUCACAUAUUUAUGUCGUGGUGGUAUCAGUGUUUCUGGUGGUGGCUAUCCUAUUCUACCUCGUUCGACUCUACGUUCGACCACCCUUCACGCCUCUCUUCCGUAUCGAUGAUGCUAUCAUGUUGGUUGCAACAAUUUCCAUCAUCGUCUUCACUGGUGUCAACUUGGAAGCCGCCCAUCUUGGCCUAGGUCAGGAUAUCUGGAAUGUCGCACCUGACAACAUCGAUACCGUGUUAAAGAAUUUCUUCAUUGGCGAAUUUUUGUACAUCUUCAUCGGCGUCCUCACCAAGCUGGCCGUCUUGGUCUUUGAGCUCAAGGUGUUUGCUCAACCUCUCUUCCAAAAGAUGGGCUAUAUUGUCAUGGCGGGCUGCAUCCUUUACUUUGUUGCCUUCAUGUUCAUUCUCGGCUUCGAGUGCACGCCCGUCUCGUUUUUCUGGACACAAUGGCGGGACCCUUCAGCAGGCAAAUGUAUCAACAUCAACGCUGGAGGAUGGGCAGCAGCAGCAAUCAACAUUGCCCUUGACCUUUCGAUUCUCAUAAUUCCGAUCCCGGUGAUCAUGAAGCUUCAGAUCUCAAGGCAACAGAAGGUUCAAAUCUUGAGCAUGUUUGGCGUGGGGGCAUUCAUCACCGUCAUCAGCAUCAUCAGACUUCAAGCGCUCAUCACAUUUGCAACCGAGACAAACUUGACCUACAAUCUCCUACAAACCUCUAUUUGGAGUUCGAUCGAGUUGUACGUCAGCGUCAUCUGUGCAUGCAUGCCGGCCUUUCGUCUUUUCCUGCAAAGAAUCUGGCCCUCCAAGUUUGCAAACUCAGGGAAGGGGUCGUAUGGAAAUUCUUACGUCCGACAACCCAAUGUGGUUGACCCAGCACCGCCUCAACAGGCAUCUGCUGGUCUUCCCCGAAAUCACAUUACCAAGUCCAUGGAUGUGAAUGUGUCGGAUGUCCGUCGCGAUACGGAUGAAAUGGAGUUGAGAGAGCAAUCUGAGUGGGAUGGCCAACCGAAGACGACUACUUCUUUCAUUGGGCACGCGGUUUGAUGUGACUGCGUACCUAGCUUUCUUAUAUAACGAAUGAAACCAUGAACUGUUGGAACUACGCGGGACGCCACAUACAUUGUUGUCAUCGCAUGAAUGAGGCUGGCUUUCCUAGCCAGAUUGUCACGAAAUUAAGGUUGGCGAGGCUGAGACGAACAUCAAGGAAACGCCAAAC
Molecule: messenger RNA, 1652 nt
Organism: Exophiala viscosa
Lineage: Eukaryota; Fungi; Ascomycota; Eurotiomycetes; Chaetothyriales; Herpotrichiellaceae
Exons: 7
Coding region: 146-1480 (444 amino acids)
Source: RefSeq, a predicted model, not a curated record